AUGGCGCAGCCAUCCAACACCACUCCAGUCCCAGAUCCCAUGCCAGUCAAUCUUCCAGGCCACUAUGUGGUCGAGCAUCGCAGGACUUUCUUCCGCGUAGAGCUGAACCAUGACGAGGAGGACCUCAUCCCCCGGCGCUACCUCGAAGCUGCGGAGAAAUCCAACGAUUAUAGAAUCUCUCCCUGGAUCAUGCAUGCCUUCCGAACAGAGAAGGGGGUCAUCGAAUUCGCGAAAUGGAGCCCAUCGGACUCGCGUUUCCGCACGACCUUCGAGAGCUUGGUUAAGAAUCCUUGCCUUAAAGAGGGUCUGUUUGCCGGUGGGUACGAGGCCACAGGGCUGCCUACUGAUAAUCGGCCCCUGGACGAGACCGAGGCUCGGCGCUUCGCCCGGAUCAUGAGGCUGGAGCAGCGGGCCAUCGUGUCCUUCCUGCAGGAUAUCCUGAAGGGUGCAUCGACUGCUCACCGGACCCCUGAUGGCAAGUCUAAGCUGUCUCUGACGUACCGUCGCAAGCGCAUUGCGUAUUUCAUGAACAGCAUGAGCAGAAGGAGGGCAACUCAUACUGGGCCUGAAACGCACGCUUUCCUGACCGUGGACCACCAUCCGAACGAACGCGUCUUUAGCCGUAAUGUGGUUCCUAUCACAGUGACCGACAACCCCCACAUCACCGUCCCGGCCCACUUCCAAAAGUGCGUGGAGAUCCUCAUCGGCCAACUCAGCUACCAGAUGCGCGACGUAUCGAACAACAUCUUCAGCCUGGCGGACCAAGAAGCGUACCUCCUGCACCUGCACGGGUCGCAUCUGCAGCUGCUCCGCCUGGUGGCGCCGGGGUUCAAGACGUCGCAGAUCCGGUCGCACGCGCACGAGGGCUUCGUCAACGGGGAAACGCACACCUCGCUGCCGCCCAACUUUGCCGAGCAUCUCGCCGUGAGCUUCCUCGACGACUCGGACGGCGACCUCCGCGCGCUGCGCACGCGCCUUGAGCGCCGCUUCAUCCGCAAGGUCCUGGAGCAGGUCACGUGGUUCCGCCUGAACCGCGGCGCCGCCACCGAGGGCACCAUCGAGCAGGCCCUCAACCAGGACUGCAGGGUGUUCCAGGUCCUCGUGAGUCCGGAGUAUGACCUGUGGACCUGGGAGGGGUUCCGUGGCGCCGUGCGUCUGGUCUCCGGGCUGUGUCGGUAUCUGAUGAGUGGCGCGGCGCGGGUCGGCGCGGUGCAGAAGCUGUUCUGGCUGUGGCCGAAGAAGGUGGAUGAUGGGGAUGAUUAUGAUGAGGGGGAGUUUGAUUGGUUCUGGCGGCAGAAUUGGGGUAUGGAAGUGGAUGAGGAAGAGGAAGAUGAAACUGAGGCGAGUCUGGAUUCCGCGGACCCGGACCCGGAUUAUGAAAAUCUCGACGAUUAUGAGACGGAGCUGGGAGUCGAGCUGGAGGAUGACGGCGCUGCGUAUGGAAGUGAGGAUGAUGAGGGCAUCGAGAUGAGCGGCGAACAGGAUGCAGACACUGAGUAA
Molecule: messenger RNA, 1500 nt
Organism: Aspergillus japonicus CBS 114.51
Lineage: Eukaryota; Fungi; Ascomycota; Eurotiomycetes; Eurotiales; Aspergillaceae
Exons: 4
Coding region: 1-1500 (499 amino acids)
Source: RefSeq, a predicted model, not a curated record